Sphaeramia orbicularis (orbiculate cardinalfish) is the source of this 3599-nucleotide messenger RNA. RefSeq names its product growth arrest-specific protein 1. The transcript has a single exon. Gene Ontology annotation, biological process: regulation of cell cycle. Bases 1028 to 1780 code for a protein of 250 amino acids. NCBI's taxonomy places the organism in Eukaryota, Metazoa, Chordata, Actinopteri, Kurtiformes, Apogonidae. The record is from RefSeq and is a predicted model, not a curated record.
GCAGUUAUCACUGUUUCUUUUAAUGGCUAAAAAGAAACAUUUGUUUUUCCGCGCUCAACACUAGUGUAGUGAAGUUGCAGAUGUGAACUUCUUGCAAAGGAAUGCGUUUUGCAAGCCCCCCUCCCCGCUUGUGUUUUCCAUAAAAGAAGAGAGGACCACACAGAUCCGAGGUUUCAUGCAAGGCAAAUUAUAAACAUUUUCAUCCAGCCUAUCUCGUUAUAUACUGAGAGGAUUUGUGCGCACUGCUAUAGCUGCUGUAGGCCGUGGAAUGGGUCCCACGGCUGACUCCUCAAUGACGACCAAUCGGUGGCCAGGAUUGUAAAUGAGAGAAAGAGGGGGGGAAGGAAAACUUUUCUUUCUUUUUUUCAACAGAAGGAGGGGUGUUGUGGGGAAAUGCUCGGCGGACCGUGAAGCGUAACAGCAAGAAGGAGGACAAAGACGCACAUAGCGGGACAAAAUGCGACAGAGAGAGACGUUUUCCAACCAAAAAAAACACGGGAAUGCGUGGAUUGGUGUAAGAAGUGAUGAAGCGGAGUUAUAACAAACAAUGGCACGAAAGAUAAGUUCAAGUGAACAAACUGAGUUGUGGACAAUAACUGUGGUUAAGUGUGCGCGUUAACUUUGGAUCGCCCUGCGGGGCAUUUGAGCGUCCACCCCCGGUUUCCCCGCUGGCAUGGACCAGACUCAGCCGACACUCUGGACUAGGAUUUCUUUUUUUUUUUUUUUUUUUUUUUUGAACGGGCACGAUUCUCGGAAUAACUCUUACUGAGCUGUUUCUACUUUUUGCAGCAAAGCGUGGUGGAUUCACUGAAGCAGACUGCACUCAAAAGAAGGUGAUCCUACUAAUGCGCAGCUUGUUGGAUAACUUUGUACAGGAGUAUUUCCAUCUACGCGGUGAAUGUUUGCAAAACGCACGUAUGGGAUGCGUUCAUGAACUGAAGUCUGUAAGAUUCGGUGCGUAACCUGUCCAAAUCCUAAUGUGCUGGUGGAGAAAGUGCUCGUCACUGAACUAGAACUCCAUCCAAGCAUGAAAUGUUGGUGCAGCGCCCUGGCACUUCUCCCAUGGGUGCUGGUGGCCUUGGAUGCCCAGCUCAUCUGCUGGCAGGCGCUGCUCCGGUGCCACGACGAGCCUGAAUGUGAGCUCGCCUACAAUCAGUACCUGGUGGCCUGUGAAGGGAACAUCAGGGGGACGAGGAGACAAUGUCCGAGCCACUGUAUCAACGCGCUGAUCCGGCUCAAUCACACCCGCAGCGGCCCAGACCUGGAGACCUGCGACUGCGCGCAAGACCCGGAGUGCCUCAGCGCCAAGCGGUCCAUAGAGCCGUGUCUCCCCCGCAGACACCCCAGCGAUGCAGGGGGGAUCGGCUGCAUGGAGGCUCGGCAGCGCUGCGAAGAAGACAGCAACUGCCACACCUCCCUCACGGCCUACUUGUCAUACUGCGGGCAGCUGUUCAAUGGCAGGAAGUGUUCCUCCAAGUGUAAAGCCACCAUUCAGCAGAUGUUGUUCAUCCCAAAUGGCAUGCUGCUAAACCGCUGUGUUUGCGAUGGGGUAGAGAGGCCUUUCUGUGAAGUGGUCAAGGAGAACAUGAGCAAACUCUGCUCCAUAGGAGACCACAGUGUUAUUUCAGACCAGCCUGAUACUGAUGACAUCUAUGAGGAUGAAGACUAUGAUCCUAAAAGUGACAAAGAGGACGUGGAUCCGGACUAUUCUGGAUCCCAGAGUCUGUCCAGCUCUAUCACAGUCCUGUUUCUUUCUCUAGUAUGGAUAUUAUACAUGUGAACAUUUUCUGGAUUUAUUAAUGACAGUGUGGCAUUAAUGAUCUUUAUUCUUUCGACCCUCUGGAUUUGUAGGGAUUCAAUCUCCUUGCUCAAAAACACUUGAGCACAGCACUGAACAAUUUUUGCUGAAUAAGGAAAGUUAUUUUCUCCAGUCAUGGGCCUUCCCAUCCUGUUUUAGUUCCACGGAGACAGUGAGAACAGUAGUAAUUUAUGUAGGCUUUUCACAACCAUACAAUUUGCAUAGUAAUUAUUUUUCGUGCACAUUUCACUCAGGAAGACUGAUUUAAAUCUUAGCACACACAGCCUGGCAGUGCUCUGAAUGUACUGCUCACAUUUUUGCCAAGCAGCAGCAAAACCUGCUGUCAGGAAUGGUAAAAAAAAAAAAAAAGUACUUUGAGGUGACGAGAGGAAGUGAACUUCAACCUGGGGCAAAUUUGUUGCAAGCGUUGCCACUUUUUGUGCCUUUAAACGUUCCUGUUUGUUUGGUUUGGUUUCAAUGGUGCUUGAAGUGUGGCUUUAUUAAGACUUUAGACAAACAUUGGACCCAUCCAGUCUCUGUUUGCUCUGCUCUCCAUUUCGGGGGCCUCGGCAUUGUUGCAGCAACCACACUUCAAAUAUUUGUGGGAACAGUCAGAGGACAGGCGAGGGUGUGGGAUCAAGUACUUAAAUUAACUAAAGCGCCUCUCCAGCACUCUGUCUGGGGCCCCUCCCCCCUCUGAGAUUGUUUUAUUGAACUUUUCCUGAGACCCCCAUGCCCCCCCACCGCUUGCCCCCUUCCCUUCACGCCUCUAAAACACCCCUGUCUUUAUUACUGCUUUCACACUGAAGGAAACAUCAGGAAAACCAGUCCGCUACUGGUGUGAAUGGGUCAAGAUACCACAUCUGGAGUAUGGUCACAACACGGCCCGUGACAGAGUUUACUGGGAACAAAAAUGAAUGAAUGAUGAAAUCAAAAGAAGAAAAUUUUAUAUUGAAGAUUUAAGAACCACGGUUUCUAUAUGUGCUACCAUUUCUAGUCUGCAGUAUGAAGAACUGUUGCAACAGUGUUUGUAGAGCAUCAAGAUUUUUAUUCAUAGCCUGAUAUGAAGAGUCAAAUGCAGGUAGAAUUUACAUUAUUUUGUAUCAUACACAGUGUCAAAGGAGCGUGUGUUUUGCUCAACUAAACUUACAUAAUGCAGGCUAAUGAGAAAAUGCACAUAUAUGUGUAAAACUCAGACUAUACUAGACAAUUUGUUUUUUUAAAAGGUUCAUAUUCAGAAAAUGUACCUCUAAUUGAUGGUUCAAAAGAAAACUUGUCAGAGUAUUGUAACAUUUUUAGUCUUUUUCAUUCACUUUCUCCAGUCCAGGCAUUUGAAUUAGUGGUAUUUUAGUCACUACUUGCUUCCACAAUAAAAUGCUCAUUACAGUAAAAUAAAACAUUGUUAUUGUUAGUUUUACACUUACUUUUAGUGGAACUGCCAAUUUGUGUCCUUGCCACUUGAAGUCCUUACAAAACUUUUGUGUGUGUGUGUUUUAUGGAGUAUUGGAAAAUGUUGAUAAAUGUUAAAUUAUGAAGCUACAAUAUGAAAAAAUGUGUAUAUAUUUUACAAUUAUAUGCAGUAAGACAAGCCAAUGUCUGACCACUGUCACUUCCAAUAAAGGCAUUUAGUACAAUAUAAACACAAAUGUAGGUCAGACUUUGUCCACAAAACAUAAUAUGGUUUAGAAUAUUUGUUUUUUUUAAAUUUUCAUCUCAUCUUAUGGGGAUAGAGCAGUAAACAUGUAAGUGCAGUGUCUCUCAUGUGGGAGGGCGAGUUUUAUAAUAAAAUGUUCAUGAGCUA